This is a messenger RNA of Lasiosphaeria miniovina, 1617 nucleotides long. Its product is annotated as glycoside hydrolase superfamily. Gene Ontology annotation, biological process: cell wall organization. The transcript is spliced from 2 exons. Gene Ontology annotation, cellular component: extracellular region; fungal-type cell wall; cell surface. The record is from RefSeq and is a predicted model, not a curated record. NCBI's taxonomy places the organism in Eukaryota, Fungi, Ascomycota, Sordariomycetes, Sordariales, Lasiosphaeriaceae. The coding region runs from base 1 to 1617 and encodes 538 amino acids. Gene Ontology annotation, molecular function: glucan endo-1,3-beta-D-glucosidase activity.
AUGAAGGUUACACUUGUGGCAGCUGCCGCUGCCGUCCUCGCCGGCGGUGCAAGCGCCAGUCACCACCUCCACGACCAUCGACAGGUCCACCAGGGUCUUUUCCAGAAGAAGGCCGUCAACGACACCGAGUCAUGCGUCCCCGCCUGCACGACCAUCUACUCGACCCUCACCGGUCCCGCCGGCCUUUACUUUCCUCCCAGCACAAGCACCCCCCCGCCUCCGCCGCCGACAACGACCGUGGCCCCCGCAACUUCCUCGGCCCCGGUCACCGUCCCAACUCCGAUCCCGCAAACCUGCCCGACUCCCGGCACAUACACUUUCCCAGCAACUACCAUCGUUGUGACGGAGACGAUCACGGAGUGCGGCGCCACCACGACUGUCAUUCCCAGCGGCACCCACACCAUUGGCGGUGUGACGACUAUUGUUGAGACGGCCACAACGGUUGUCUGCCCGUAUGCCACCACCAAGACCGAGGGUGGAGUCGUGACGAGCGUGAUUGAGACGACCACCUAUGUCUGCCCCUCGGCCGGCACUUACACGAUCGGUCCCAUCACCACAACCGUCACCGAAGUUACCACCGUUGUCAUCCCCGUUGUUACCACUUACUGCCCGGGCACUUACACGGCCCCUGCUGUCGUGACUGUCGUCGAGCAUGCCACCGUUGUGUACUGCCCCUUCAAUCCCUCCGAGACUCCUGCCCCGGCCCUAGCCUCGGCCUUACCAACAAAGCCUGCCGCCGUCGCUGCUUUAGCUGUUCCUAAGCCAGCGGCUCCGGUUCCUAAGCCCGCAGCUCCGCUCGGAGGAAAGGGUGACAAGUGGGCCAUGACUUACACCGCGUACACAGUUACCGGCGACUGCAAGGAGAAGCCCGAAGUCGAAUCCGACGUCAAGGCUAUUGCUGCCGCUGGCUUCACUAGCCUGCGCCUGUACUCAACCGACUGCGGUACGCUUGACAAGGUUGGCCCUAUUUCUCAAGAACUGGGUCUCAAGCUCAUUCUCGGCAUCUUCAUUGGCAAUAAACAAUGCGAUAACGGCUCGCCUACCGUGGCUACCCAGAUUAGCGCCAUCAAGGCAUGGUCCCAGUGGGGAUCGGUGGAGCUCGUGGUCGUUGCCAACGAGGCCAUCUAUAACAAAUACUGCUCUGUAGCGCAACUAAGGGAUCUGAUUCUUCACGUCAAGCAGGAGCUCGGCGGUGUCGGCUACAAGGGUCCUUUCACCACCACUGAUAUUGUAGCGUCUUACGUCGAAAACGAUGUCUCCUCCAUCUGCUCCAUCAUCGACGUUGUCGCCUGCAAUGCCCAUGCCUAUUUCAAUGCCAACACCAAGCCCGAGGACGCCGGUGACUUCGUCGCUAGCCAGCUCGCCAUUGUGGAGAAGAUCUGCGGCCUUCCAGGCUAUGUCAUGGAGACGGGAUGGCCAACGGCUGGCAAUACCAACGGAGUGGCCGUCGCCGGCGUGGCACAGCAGCAGACGGCUCUCGCAUCCAUCAAGCAGAAGCUGGGCAAGUCAGUUGUUUUCUUCUCCCUCCACGAUGACAAGUGGAAGCAGCCCGGCAACUGCGGGUGUGAGCAGCACUGGGGCUGCGGUGAGGUGUUUGGGGCCAUUUCUUCAUCGUAG